ACAAUCAGCGCAGCGCUCCUGCUGGUCUCCUCCAUGUGGCAGCGCGGAGCAGCGGCAUUGGCUCAGGAUGGCUGCAUCGGCUGAUGGAUCGAGCGCCAGGCGCCAGGCGUGGGGUCCACCCCGGAUCGGAGCGAUCAGAAGCUCAGGACGAAGCAAACUUCGCGAAGACCUGAAAGGCAGCAGAAACGACGGAGGAAUUAGAUCUUGACUUCGCCGUGCGGCUCUGGCUCCACUGUUUCGGGAAUGGCAGCCUCAUCUGCGACGCUGAGCGGCCCGGAUUAUUUUGAGGAUAAAAGGGUUCUCUCAAGGACGGUUGUCCAUAGGCGCAAUAACGACAAGCGGCGUCGUUUGUUUCUUUCCCGUCCUGGAGUGGGAGCCCGACGACACACCAUUAGAGGGGGAGGAGGUCAGAGGCAUUGGGUGACUGCAUUGCGAGAGAAGGUCGGGGAGGCGUAUCCUUUACGUGGUAUCGCGUUGAGGGUUUAAUAAAUAGAAGUGGUUUCUUGCAGCAGCUCCGGGUCCAGUGGAUGUUAUGAAAGCGAUUCCUGAAACGUGAAUUGUUCGGAACUGAAAUUUGCGGAAAUCGGUCCUACGCUUCGGCGCUGCAGCGUGUCUGGGUUCCUCAAUUUCACGGUGAUCCGGGAUGGCCCCACAUUUGAAAGAAGAAGAGCAUCUGUUCGGAAAUGGGAGUCGUGAUUGUCAGGAUGACGUCUGGAUAGAUCUCAAAAUCGAAGCCGAGCAAAUGUCGGAAGAGAGGUCACCAGAUUUUGAGUUGUUGGGGCGAGAACUCUUGCCCGAAUUUUUGUUAUUCUCGAUUCUCAAGUGGAACACUUUAGAAGAGUGUUUGGCCACUCAUCUGUCUCAGAAGCUCGGGUGGAGUGCUGCACCAGCUGAGCGGUGGAACAGUGUAUUGUUGACGGCUUUUAGAGAAGGGAAAUCUGCUAACGGCGAACCUCUGAGUGAACUUAUCAGGAAAGACUUGGUCGUUGUGAAGGAACAAGAUCCUGCUUGUCCCAGUCUUGCACAUGCCUUACUGCAUUACAAAGGAUAUCAAGGCUUGGAGGUCUAUCGGGCUGCCAAUUGGUUGUGGAGGAAGGGUUUAAAAUCGCUGGCUUGUAUUUUCCAAAGUCGGGUGUCUGAAGUCUUUGGCCUUGACAUUCAUCCUGCGGCACAACUGGGAUGGGGGAUUAUGAUCGACCAUGGAACUGGGGUGGUUAUCGGCGAGACCGCUGUUGUAGGAAAUGGUUGCACAUUGCUACACGGAGUGACUUUGGGAGGCACUGGGAAGGAGGCUGGUGAUCGCCAUCCCAAGCUUGGUUGUGAUGUUCUUGUGGGUGCUGGAGCAAGCAUUCUUGGAAACGUCAAAAUAGGCACCGGUGCAAAGAUCGGAGCUGCAGCUGUUGUCCUUACCGACAUUCCUGCUCAUUGCACAGCAGUUGGAUGUCCCGCAAAGGUUGGAAACACUCACGUUACGGUUCCAAACCUCGGCUGGUGGGCCAAAUUAAACUGGCCCAGCCGGCCGGGCCGCACCCUUUGUAAAGUUUUUUCAAAGCUUUGAAGACGAGGGUGAUUGGUCGAGCCAAGGAAGAAAACCCAGCCAAGUCAUUGGAUCACUCGUGUCGCUUAGUCGAGAUGUUCAGGAGUCGACCUAGGCCAUUAUGUCCUUUCCGGAAAUUAGAUUCUCAAAAGAAAGGAUACUUGGGACCGCAUGAGUUUGAGAAUAUGUUGCGAACUGCAUGCAAAGUGGAAAUCAGCUCGAGUGAAGCAAACGAUCUGUUUUUCAAAAUGGAUUCUGAUCACGAUGGUCUGCUGACGGAAGCAGAAUAUAAUGAAAACCUUCCUAUCUACAUGGAGGUCAUGAGAAAGAGAGCCGUCAGUGUACGUUGAUUUGGAGAGUCGAAGUCUUGUAGCGAACGAUGUACUGGAACGUCGAAUAACAUUAUCUAUGUAGGUAUUGGAUUGAUGUAACUGUAUAAAAUCCUGGCAGCAACUUCGAGAUGUUCAUAGAAAGACCCUGUAUAUAUCUAGUGAUGUGACCUACACACCGCAAGGCACAGGUGCAUAUUUCGUGCACCAUCAGUCAUAGCUAGGGUCCUAGAAGCUGACAUGUAAUCUGGUAAGCAAGGCGCCUUUGAUCUCUGAUGAGAACAUGCUGCCAAAAUAGGGGCAUCAAUGUAAAGUAGUUAGUAGGCCGUUGUGAAAGGACUUUCAUCUCAUCGUUUGGAUGUGCCUCUUUUCUCAAUUUGUUUAUUAGAACGGGACUAAUGUGCUUUCAGGGCCUCCUUACAAAUAUAUUAGGAUACACAUAUUUUGAGCGUUUAAUGUUCCUCAGUGGUUUAAUUGCAACCUCAGUGGUUUAAUUAAACCUAUGUUUAAUUGCAAUGUACUGCGCUUGCAGUUUAUAUGGUUUUGAUUUC
Molecule: messenger RNA, 2417 nt
Organism: Marchantia polymorpha subsp. ruderalis
Lineage: Eukaryota; Viridiplantae; Streptophyta; Marchantiopsida; Marchantiales; Marchantiaceae
Source: the annotation of a GenBank genome assembly